AUGUCGGAACGGUCUAUUACGCUGCCCGCGUAUUUGACUCGGUACUCUCAGUUUUCGUCUCCUCUUCCUCUCUUGUCUGCCGAGUACGGAGACUCGCUUCGCGGAUCGGCAUUGUCAGGCUGGUCUUCGCACCUCGCUUCUGGCCCCUCGUUUGCUUGUCCACCUCUUCGUCUUCUCUCCCCGAGUUCGCCGCCUCUGUGGGAGGCUCUGACGCACUUCUCUUCUCCAGCAGCCACUCUAUUCCAGGGCCUCCUGCCACGUUUGUCUCGUUCCCCAGCCCUCUCCCUGCAGCCAUGUCCAGCCGCUGUCGGCCCUCUGCCUUCCUCGGCCUCGUCUUCCUUUUCCCGUUCGCGGCCGUCCGGGUCAGUUGGUUCUCUGGCCUGUUCUUUGUCGCCAAAAAAGGAGAAAGAUCGAUCCGUGCCAUCUGUUUGCUCGCCGUCCAAGGGUUCUACACCGCGAACGAAACCCCGCAGUCGAGGCGGAGGCAGCGAGGGCCGCGCAGACGAAAACGGAGCGACAGGGAGGGAACUGAAGCGUCGGGGGAAAAGAAUGCGAUGUGACGAGAUGACUCACGGGAACUGGACUCUCGAUGGAGGUCUCACGGAAGGGGAGGAAAACGAGAGAAACGGGCUUCGCAAAAACGAAGAGACGAGAAUAAAGUGUCGCCGCAUGUGCGGCAAGUGUAUGCAUUUUCGUGAGAGGGAAAACGAGAGGAAGGCAGCGCAAACAUGUGAGUGUCGGCGCUGCUGGCAGUGUGCUUCGAUCCGCGGGCACAGACAAACAACUGGGAACCAAACUUCCUUCGGAAACAACGGCAACGAUUGGGCACCGUACCUUCUGGGCUUAAGGGGACCGAAUGUGUGGCGCCUCUGGCAUGAGAACGUUGAACAAAAGAGACGGGAAGUAACGGAGAGCGAGUGCAGCGGCAUGUGCAUACGAGGGAAAGGCGCAUGGAAAGAAGGGGAGAAAGGACGAGCAGGACGUGUGUCGCCAAGCUGCGCAAGAGGAGGCCACCACCACCAAGAACGCAGAGACAGAGAGCUUGGCCUGUUAGGUUGGAUCCUACGCCACACAGGAGAUCCAGUCUCCCCUUUAUUCGCACAAACCCUAAUUGAACACGCAUUCCAGGGGACACUAGAGUGGACGGAGUACGAGGACAAAGCACUCAUCGGCUGA
Messenger RNA from Neospora caninum, 1176 nucleotides. RefSeq lists its product as hypothetical. The transcript has a single exon. Bases 1 to 1176 code for a protein of 391 amino acids. Lineage: Eukaryota; Apicomplexa; Conoidasida; Eucoccidiorida; Sarcocystidae. The record is from RefSeq and is a predicted model, not a curated record.